Racocetra fulgida is the source of this 465-nucleotide messenger RNA. Lineage: Eukaryota; Fungi; Glomeromycota; Glomeromycetes; Diversisporales; Gigasporaceae. The record is from the annotation of a GenBank genome assembly.
AUGGAAAUAAAAAAAGAAACUCAAAAUUUACCAAAAGAUAAGAAGAAAAUAUGCCGAUUUUGUGGCAAUAAUAACUACGAGGAAAAAUACGCUAAGCAUUUAAGAAGCAAACAUAAUACUAUGAAUAACCAACUAGAUUUAAAGAUACAAAAUUUAAAAAAAGAAGCAAAAGAAAGACUUGAAGAAUUAAUAAGAAUAAGAGAAUUACUAACAACUGAACAAAAAAAAGAAUUAGAGGAAAGGUUAUGGAAAAAAAAUACUCUAGACGCCCUAGUACCCCCCAGUGAGAGAAUACAACUAAAAAGUGAGGAUUAUCAGAGAAUAAGUCAACUAACUCAAGAAACAAAAGAGUUUAUUCGCCAAUUAGAAAAGGGAACUGAGUGGGAAGGACAAAUUGACAAAGAAAUAAUAGCCAAUCGUCACAAAACUAUUCGACAAUGGAUAGAGGAAAAUGCCCAGAAAUAG